AUGUCGGGAGGUGCUAGUGACAAUGUCCUAUCCCUCACUACCGACGAGUUGAAAGAGAAGAUUGCCGAGGAAGUCGGAAGGGCAAUUGAAGUUAGCCUACCAAGAUUUGUGGAAAGGAUGCAAAACACCUUACUUUCGACUAUGGAGGAAAAGAUUGGUGAAUUCAGAGAAGACCUUACCAAUGAUAGAGGCAAGGCUAAAGAAAAGAAAGGUUGUUCUUACAACAAGUUUAUGGCGUGUAAACCCCCGAUCUUCAAUGGAGAGGUAGAUCCAAUUGCUUGUCAAAGGUGGAUAAGCGACAUCGAGGGUGUUUUCGAACGAACGCAUUGUGAUGAAAGUGAUUUCGUGGCUUAUGGAACUGGCCAACUUAGAGGCCAAGCCAAGGAUUGGUGGGACAACCUCAGAAACGAAAGGGGUGUUGAAGCAAUAAGGGCAAUGACUUGGGAAGAUUUCAAAACACCAUUCCUCAAACAUCAUAGCCCCAAGGCAGUAAUAAAUAAGAUAAAGGAGGAAUUCAUGCAAUUGAGGCAAAAGGGUGAAACCGUUGAUAAAAUUACGGGGAUGUUCAUGGAUAAGCUCAAGUUUUGUGAUGACUUGGUCAAAACUGAAGAACAGAAAAUCUAUUACUAUCACACCAUGCUUAGGGCUGAAUAUAGGGAGUUCAUGACUCCCUCACAUUAUGAAAACCUCACCGAUAUAAUCAACGCGGCGCGGGAACGUGAGAUUGAACUAAAAAGGCAAGUUGAAAGAGGUGAGAGAAGGGCCUUGGAUGAAAACCCGAGUCCUGCAAAGAAGCCAAAGGUAGCUGAAUCUUCGAAGAAAGUAAGUGCAAAAGGAGGUUCUCCGAGUUGCAAAACAUGUGGACGCACUCAUAAAGGUGAAUGUUACUUCAAGAACAAACCUUGCGUUGCAUGUGGCAAGAUAGGGCAUGGGGUUGCAAAUUGCCCAGACAAAGUAAUGGUGUGCUAUAAAUGUUACCAACCGAGUCAUAAAAAGUCAGAAUGUCCGGAAUUGAAGGGAAAGAAAGAGAGUGCCGACUCUAGGGAUGAAACCCCAAAAGCUAAGGCAAGGUCGUUCCAGAUCACUGCUGCUGAAGCAAAAAUGGAACCCGACGUGGUUACAGGUAUAUUUACUGUAAAUUCAAUCCUUGCACGUGUUUUAUUUGAUACGGGUGCGAAUAAGUCUUUUGUUUCACAUAGAUUCAUUCAAAACCCCUUGUUUACAUUAACGAAAUUACCUAUGCCAAUGGAAGUAGAAGUAGGUAAUAACAAAAAUUUCAUUGUUUGUGAUGUAUGUCGGGAAUGCAAAUUGAAUAUCGAUGGCGAGGAAUACUCCAUUGAUUUAAUACCCAUGUCCAUGGGUGAAUUUCAAGUGGUCGUCGGAAUGGAUUGGCUAUCCCGCUACCAUGCUAAGGUGAUAUGCCUACGUAAGGAGAUACACCUAACGUCUCCGAGCGGAAGGCGUGUCAUCAUCUAUGGGAAGAAGGCUUGUAAUCCCAUGAUAUGCUCGAUGGUAGAAGCCCGCAAGUUUAUACUACACGGGUGUAAGGCAUAUUUAACUUACGUACGUGAUGUGGAAAAAGAAACGCCAAGGAUUGAAGACGUACCUGUGGUGCGUGAAUUCGAAGACGUCUUUCCCGAGGAUCUUCCGGGAAUGCCACCAGAGCUCGAAAUAGAGUUCAGGAUUGAACUGACUCCGGGUGCUAAACCAGUUGCUAAGGCACCUUAUAGAUUGGCACCGUCGGAACUGCAAGAAUUAAUGUCCCAGUUACAAGAUUUACUUGAAAAGGGAUUCAUCCGGCCUAACGUGUCUCCCUGGGGAGCCCUAUUGGUAGUAACUUCAGGCUUGCUUGAGCGAAUCCGAGAAGCCCAAACCGAAGCGGUAAGGGAAGAAAACUGGAAGAAAGAACGUAUAAAAGGGAUGGUAAAAGACCUUACGGAAGGAAGUAAUGGGAUGAAAUACCGGAAUGAUAGGAUUUGGGUCCCAAACACAUGUGGUGUUAAGAGUCUCCUGCUUGACGAGGCUCAUAAGUCUCGCUAUUCGAUCCAUCCCGGGGCGACUAAGAUGUAUAGAGAUUUGAAGCAAAACUAUUGGUGGCCGGGGAUGAAAAGGGAUGUGGUUAAAUAUGUGGAGAAGUGUUUGACUUGUUUACAAGUCAAAGCAGAGCAUCAAAAACCAUACGGUAAGUUGCAACCAUUAGACAUUCCAGUUUGGAAGUGGGAACAAAUUACAAUGGACCUGCUAACCAAACUGCCCAGAACCAGCCGUGGUUUUGAUGCUAUAUGGGUAGUCGUGGAUAGAUUGACAAAGAGCGCUCACUUUCUUCCAAUCCGUGAGACUUAUACGUCUGAAAAGAUGUCGGAAGUAUACACCAAUGAAAUCGUGGCACGCCAUGGGGUGCCGAUAUCCAUUGUGUCCGACAGGGAUACUCGGUUUACCUCGGACUUUUGGCGUAGAUUCCAGGAGCAAAUGUGA
Helianthus annuus (common sunflower) is the source of this 2475-nucleotide messenger RNA. RefSeq lists its product as uncharacterized. Gene Ontology annotation, molecular function: nucleic acid binding; zinc ion binding. NCBI's taxonomy places the organism in Eukaryota, Viridiplantae, Streptophyta, Magnoliopsida, Asterales, Asteraceae. Gene Ontology annotation, biological process: DNA integration. The coding region runs from base 1 to 2475 and encodes 824 amino acids. The transcript is spliced from 2 exons. The record is from RefSeq and is a predicted model, not a curated record.